AUGAAGUCACUGUCUUUCUUUCAUUUACGUCCCUACAAUUUUUAUUCAUCUCCCUGUCCCCUUUCUUUCCUGCAUCUCCCUGUCCCCUUUCUUUCCUGUAUCUCCCUGUCCCCUUUCUUUCCUGCAUCUCCCUGUCCCCUUUCUUUCCUGUAUCUCCCUGCCCCCCUUUUACGGGAAUCUUUCAUUCUCACUUUCUUUCUCUCUUUUUCCUUCUUACUUUCACUCUUUCUUUCCUUCUUUCUUUCACUCUUUCUUUCCCUCUCUCUCUUUCUUUCCUUCUUUCUUUCUUUCCCUCUCUUUCUAUCCCUUCCUUCUUUCUUUCACUCUUUCUUUCCCUCUCUUUCUAUCCCUUUCUUUCUUUCACUCUUUCUUUCCCUCUCCCUUUCUCUCCUUUUCUUUCUUUCUUUCUUUCUUCCUUUCUUUCUUUCACUCUUUCCCUGUCUCUUUCUCUCCUUUCUUUCUUUCUUUCCAUUUCUCUUUCUCUCCCUUUCUUUCUUUCUUUCUUUCUUUCUUUCUUUCUUUCACUCUUUCUAUCACUCUUUCUUUCCCUCUCUCUUUCUACCAGACUAUUUAACUUUUUCUCUUUCUUUUUAA
This is a messenger RNA of Acanthosepion pharaonis, 594 nucleotides long. The record is from the annotation of a GenBank genome assembly. NCBI's taxonomy places the organism in Eukaryota, Metazoa, Mollusca, Cephalopoda, Sepiida, Sepiidae.